Messenger RNA from Sabethes cyaneus, 1780 nucleotides. RefSeq names its product ribosomal L1 domain-containing protein CG13096-like. The record is from RefSeq and is a predicted model, not a curated record. NCBI's taxonomy places the organism in Eukaryota, Metazoa, Arthropoda, Insecta, Diptera, Culicidae. The transcript has 3 exons. The coding region runs from base 102 to 1688 and encodes 528 amino acids.
GUGCCCGUGUUUCGCGACGAAGAGCAUUUCGCAGUAAAUCAAGUAAACACGUGCGAUCACAUUGUUUUCCUAAAGAGUUUGAUAAAGUUUAAAACCCCAAAAUGAAGAUAAAAUCCGACAAAAAGUUAAAAAAGAAAGACUCAAAGUUGCUUUCGAUUAAAAAAACGUCAAAGAACAUCGCAAAGCCGAAAGAGAAAAAGUCUGCGGUAAAAGCAGCCCCGGUAGUCUUACCGGCCACUUUUGCUGAGCAAAAGGUACUGUCGGUUAAAAAGAAAAACAAGCAAAAAUUGAAGGUGCCUGCUGUCCCUGCAGUUACUGCAGUUGUUCCUGUAAAACCUAGCAAACCAGAGUCUACAGAAAAAUCCAAGAAAAAGAAGCAGAAAGUCCAAAAUGUGGUCGUUCCAGUCCAGAAAGCAGAAAUUCCUAAAGGACCAGACAACCAAAAGGCCAAAAAAUUAGACAAAGCAUCAAAGAAAACUCCUAAGGUAACUAAUCUACCGAAAGCAGCCGAAUUGCCCGAAACCAAUGAAGCAAAGGCCAAAAAAGAUAAAAAAUCUAAAAAAGUGGCCGAUGAAGCACCGGCUGCGGUAGUAGAAAGCGACCAACCGGCGGAGGUUCCUGACGUAUUGGUCACCAAAAAGACCAUUCAGUCAGCACUGAAAGCCUGCAAGAAAGCGCUGGAGGGAGGUUUUGAGCAAAAGAAGAACCUAUUUGGGGAGGACAUGCGGUAUGCGUUGCAGAUUUCCUCGGUCAAAAUACCGGAUGUGCCAAGCCGUAACUGUAGAAUGAACUUACCGAACCCGAUCUACAAGGAAGGAGAUGACAUAUGUCUAAUUGUCAAAGAUUUGGAACGCGGCAGUAAGCAGGACUACGAGCCUACGCUUCACUACUGGCAAGAUAAGCUGCGUGAUCUUGGAAUCGAUUACGUUUCGAUGAUUAUUCCCUUCCAACAGCUUAAGCAGGAUUACCGACAGUAUGAAAUGAAGCUUAAGCUCGUCCACCGAUUCGAUCGUUUUCUGGUAGACGCUCGUAUUAGCGGGCACGUGUACGGUUUUCUUGGAACCGGGUUUAUUCGGCGGUGUAAAAAUCCCACACCGGUCGUGCUGGAUAAAGAUAAAAAGAUCGUGAAAAACUUCAACAAAGCUUUGUGCCGAUUUACCUAUAAGCAAACCAAUACCGGUAGAACGACUGAAAUUCAGUUUGCUAACCACAAAAUGCCACUGGAUAAAGCCGUGCAGAAUGCUGAAGCAUUGAUCGGAAAUUUGAAAACGCAAUUUCCCGGUGGAUGGUUGAAUAUUCGAACGAUUUAUUUGAAACCGAUGGUCGACAUCAAGUUGUCGCUUCCGCUUUAUGUGAGUAAGAUCGAUCCCAAUUUGGUGCCCGUCCCGAAGGUGCCGGGCCCACGAGAGAAAUUCGAAAAGAAGAUGAGCGAGAAGCUGCUGCAAUCCACUAGGAAUAAGUACGAAUUCCAGUCCGGUAGUUUGGUACGGCACAAUCUCGACGAACGCAGAAAGUUGGAUCGUAAAGGCAAACAGCCGAAGAACGGUAAGAAGAAGGAUGAAGAGCAAAAGCAGCAGCAGGAAGCUGUAGAACAGCACAGCGACGACGAUGAUGAUGUCGAUAUGGAAACUCCACUGGGAAAGGCAAGCGAUACGGAGGACAGCGAUUUGGCGGAUAACAGUGAUUAAUACUUUGGACGAGAAGUAGGUAACUGUUCUUGAUGGAAAUGUUCGUUUUGAAAAUUUCAUUAUUUCUGUACAAUAAAUUAAGAAUUGUUUAA